Molecule: messenger RNA, 1436 nt
Organism: Emiliania huxleyi CCMP1516
Lineage: Eukaryota; Haptophyta; Isochrysidales; Noelaerhabdaceae
Exons: 5
Coding region: 161-841 (226 amino acids)
Molecular function (GO): catalytic activity
Source: RefSeq, a predicted model, not a curated record
CGCCGGCUGCCUAACGGUGGCCUUGCUAGCCAGCCUUCGCCUCCUCCGUGGACACCAUCGCCGCGCGAUGUCGAUCCCAUACGUCGCGGCGGAGACGGCAGAGACCAAGGCCGACGCGGACUGGCACCAUCCGCAAAGACGCUGGCCGCGGCUGCUCCACAUGUCGGCGGCGGCGGCUGCUGCUCUCAUCCUCCUCCGGCUCGCUCUCGCGUGGACGGCGUCAGAGGAAACGAGAGUCGUCUACUUGAUGCGACAUGGCGAGAAGACCUUCAACAAGCGCAACAAAACCGCCUACCUCUACGCCUGCCUCAGCGAGAAGGGCUGGGCCCGUGCUUAUAACCUCAAGGCGCUCUUCGGCCCGCAGCCAUCUCCGCCGUUCCGCACGCCGAGCGCGCUCUUCGCGGGCAACUACUCCAAUCCUUCGGACUGCCGCGACGAGCACGGCUGGUACCGCACGCAGACCACCAUCGCUCCUCUCGCGGCCGCGUCGCCAGGCGGCCUCGACCUCGCCGUCGAGAGUGGGACAGGCUGGCUGCCAACUCUCUGUGCUGCAGAGGAGCGAGGGCACUGCAGGCAGGCGGCCAAGCCCGGCAGCUCGCCUCACGACUACGGCGUCUGCUGCAACACCGCGGCGGCUAGGCGGGUCAAGGCGCCGGCCCAUGUCGCCGCCCGCACCUCGGCAGCACCUCGUCGGCACAUCACGGCCCCAUCUCGGCUACACGUCGGCUACACGUCGGCUGCGCGACGGCACGCCGGCGAGGGUGCGUUGACGGAUGAGUCAACAAACGCAGGGGGUGGCUCGCCCGGCACGGCGUCUAGUGAAUGUGAAUUAACAUGCUGAUUCAAUGCAGGAGCGGCUCGCCCAGCACGGCGUCGGCGCGGUGCUGGUCGCUUGGGAGCACGCAAACAUCGGCCUUCCUCUGGCGGCGGAGGGGCGGGCACGUGUCGGAGGGGCGAGCUACUCACGCGCACGGGCGCGGAGUAGGCUACCUGGCAGAGGAGCUCGGCGCGCCGGCGCACGAGCUGGCCUGGCCCGACCCGGAGUUUGACCUGAUCUUUGCGCUGCACUUCCGCCCCUCGGGCGAGUACCUGCGGCUCGAGAGGCUCUACCAGGGCUUCACGCACCACACCCAAGGCUACCUCGGGCCUCAGGAGAGCUGCGGCGCGGUGGCGCCGCUCGAGUUCGAGCACGACCCGGACGCCUACAGCGCGGCGCAGGACGAGCUCUCUGCCUCCGGCUGAGCCUUCCUAGGAGCCUUCCGGACGCAAGAGGCAAGAGCUGGCCGCUUUGGGCGCAUGUGUUCAUUGUUGCCCGUUUCAUUCGCGUCGUACUCGUACUCGUACUAGCAUGGACCAUGGUGCAUAGCAGCCAAUUUUCGGUCAGGCGACAGCCAGUUCUCGGUGUCGGUCAGGCGAUCAAUAUAUUCAAUAUUUCC